Glycine soja is the source of this 991-nucleotide messenger RNA. Its product is annotated as 50S ribosomal protein L27-like. NCBI's taxonomy places the organism in Eukaryota, Viridiplantae, Streptophyta, Magnoliopsida, Fabales, Fabaceae. Gene Ontology annotation, biological process: translation. The record is from RefSeq and is a predicted model, not a curated record. Gene Ontology annotation, molecular function: structural constituent of ribosome. Bases 192 to 635 code for a protein of 147 amino acids. Gene Ontology annotation, cellular component: ribosome. The transcript has 4 exons.
UUGGUUUGGAGCUAAGUGUGAAUGAGGAGAAGAGAAGAAGGCUGAGAACAACAACGAAAAAGGGUUUUUGGUUUUGGACUCUGAAAGAAACUCAAAGUGAUGCGUUUCAUCGUUCUUUCGCCCAAACCCUAACCUCGUCCUCGUGCAUUCAUUCCCCGCGAUCAGGUGUGUUUUUAUCCAUUGCAAACAGCAUGAAUUUUGCAGCAUCAUUGUGCAGAAGAUUGAAUAUCAAGGAACUUGUGACAUAUGUUCCUGUGUAUAGAAGCACCAGUGGUGUUUCUGGAGAAGGUUUGAAUUUGGCGUUCAGGCGUUGGGCUUCCAAAAAGACUGCUGGUUCCACAAAGAAUGGACGGGAUUCAAAACCCAAGAACCUUGGAGUGAAGAAAUUUGGUGGGGAGAGGGUGAUACCUGGAAAUAUCAUUGUUCGACAGCGUGGCACUCGUUUUCAUCCAGGAAACUAUGUUGGACUUGGGAAAGAUCAUUCUCUGUUUGCAUUGAAAGAGGGAUGGGUGAAGUUUGAACGGAACAAGUUGACUGGUCGCAAGUGGGUGCAUAUUGAGCCUAAGGAAGGUCAUGUUCUCCACCCUCUGUAUGCAGCAGAUGGUUCUGCAUCUGAACUCAAAGUUGCUGUCUAAGUCUCAUCUGUCAUCCAUGAUAGAAAUUUUUAUUUACUGACAAAAUUCAGCUUUACCUUCUUGGCUUCUGUGAACUUCUAGAUCUAAAAUUGAAAAACUAGUCAGGUGUUUUGGUACAUUGGAAGCAUUUAAAAGAUUGAGUCCAGAAGGCAAGAUUAGUUGUUACUUCAGCAUGCUAGAGACUUGCUCCUUUUUGUAUUUGUCAAAUUAUGCCUGAUUAUUAGACUGUAAUUGGUUAGGGCGAGUUUGAUCAGAUCAUGUAGGAAUAAGGUUCAAUUUUACCAAUAUGUUCAACUACAUUUAUGAAAGCACUUCUCUACAUUUAUGAAAGCAUUUCUACUUGACACAUCGUUAAA